Messenger RNA from Enhydra lutris kenyoni (northern sea otter), 915 nucleotides. Its product is annotated as ring finger protein 212. Gene Ontology annotation, molecular function: SUMO transferase activity. Gene Ontology annotation, biological process: homologous chromosome pairing at meiosis; protein sumoylation; reciprocal meiotic recombination. Gene Ontology annotation, cellular component: synaptonemal complex. NCBI's taxonomy places the organism in Eukaryota, Metazoa, Chordata, Mammalia, Carnivora, Mustelidae. The coding region runs from base 1 to 915 and encodes 304 amino acids. The record is from RefSeq and is a predicted model, not a curated record. The transcript has 12 exons.
AUGGCCAGCUGGGUGUUCUGUAAUCGCUGCUUCCAGCCGCCGCACCGCACGUCGUGCUUCAGCCUGACCAACUGCGGCCACGUGUACUGCGACGUCUGCCUGGGUGAAGGUGGCAAAAACGAGUGCUUGAUUUGCAAAGUCCCUUGUCGCACAGUUUUCCUUUCAAAACAUACUGACGCAGACAUCCAGGCGCUGUUCAUGGGCAUAGACGGCCUGUGUAAGAAGUACUCAAGAGAGACCUGCCAGAUUUCAGAAUUUCAAGAGAAGCACAGAAAGAGACUCUUGGCCUUCUAUCGAGAAAAGAUCACAAAGUUGGAGGAGUCCCUUCGGAGGUCAGCAUUGCGGAUGGAACAGCUGCAGGGGAUGAGAUUGUCACAGCAAACAGCUUUCAGCGCAGUAAAAACUCCAGUUUCAACUCCUUCAGCAAAGCCAGACGGACACCUGCUCCUGCCCCCUGACACGUCAGCCUCUGACAGAGUGGAGUCCAUGCAGGUUGACCAUACUCCUUCCCCGCUAAGAAAACCUGAAGUGGCAGUUGGCCCAGCAAGAAUCUCUCUGAUCAGCCCACCUCAGCACGGACGCAUGGGCAGCAUCUCCCGCCACGGCCCUCAGUUCCUCGGCCUGACGCCCGGUCACAGCAGCGUUUCACAGGCUCUCAGGAUCCCGUGGCUGCCUGUCCCCUGCAGGGCACCGUCCCAGCCAGCGGCACCCCCGGCCCCCGGCCGAGCGGCAAGAGGGGGCUCGCCCAGCCUCGGGGGCUCCCAGACGCUGGCCCCCAGGCCGCCCAUCAGCAUCUCUGCUCUGCUGCAGAGGCAGCGACUCACAGGUGAUGCUGUGUUUGGCAAUGACUGGUUUCUGGAGAUGAGUUUUGGGCCUGCCUCCUGCCAGGUCGGUGAGAUGCUCGUUCUCGACUGA